This is a messenger RNA of Lasiodiplodia theobromae, 2058 nucleotides long. Its product is annotated as Heterokaryon incompatibility protein. Bases 1 to 2058 code for a protein of 685 amino acids. Lineage: Eukaryota; Fungi; Ascomycota; Dothideomycetes; Botryosphaeriales; Botryosphaeriaceae. The transcript has 2 exons. The record is from RefSeq and is a predicted model, not a curated record.
AUGCUCCACGGCGAGAUCAUCGAUGCAUUGGCCCAUCUCGAUGAGCCUGGUCCCGUCAAGAUAUGCCGGGUAGUGGUCGAAUUCUACGAAAACCAGAUGGCGUUUGAGAUCGAGUCCCCGUGUGGUACUACGCGUGUCUCGUUUUUCACCGCUGCCGACUCAGGUCUCCGCGGCGCUGAAAAACUAGGCAUAACCCAAAAGCACGUUCCAGAAGACCUCUUCUCCUCAGCAGGCCUCACCAACGUCCGCGCCUUCAUCAACCAAGCCCUCGAAUGGUCCCCUCCCCCCACCGCGAUACCCACACUCCCAACCCGCCUCAUCGACGUCGGCGGCCGCCCCGACCAGGAAGACCCACGCCUCGUCAUCCCAAGCGAGCACCCACCGCUCCGGGACUCCGCUCCCACCGAUGUCGCGCAGCGGCGCUACAUCGCCCUCAGCUACUGCUGGGGCACGCCGCAUGCUGGCGGCGGCCAGUCGCUGCUGCUCAAAACCGAGACAGCCAACCUCGCCGAAUUCCAGCACCGCAUCCCGCUCGACCUCUUCCCGCCCGCCCUCCGCGACGCCAUCCUCCUCACGCGCCGCGUCUGCGGCGGCGUUGUGCGCUACAUCUGGAUCGACGCCCUCUGCAUCGUGCAAGACGACCGCCACGACUGGGAGCGCGAGGCCGCCCGCAUGGCCGCCGUGUAUCAAAACGCGCAUCUGACCUUCUGCUCGACGCAGGGGUCCUGCGGCGAUGGCUUCGCGCAGCGGCCCAACGAGACGGCCGAAGUGCCCUUCUCGCAGCACCUCGCGGAGGGUGCCGGGGUCCAGGGUUCGUACCACCUGACCAGGUGGAUGGCCGAGAACUUCGAGUGGGACUCGCGCGGCUGGACGAUGCAGGAAAUCUACUUCUCCGCCCGCGCGCUGCUCUUCAGCAAGAUGCAGACGUACCUGUGGGACACGCACAGCGCCGCCGAGGCGGACGAAGACGGCGUGCGUGUGCCUGGCGAAGCCGUCUUCCAACCGGAAAGCCAGCGCCAGUGGUGGGCGGAGCAGGUCAUUGACGGGCGCAGCUGGCGCCUGGACGACGACGAGGACGACAGCACAAACCCUGACCUGGCUCGCCGCCGCCUCUACGAGAACUGGUACGGCAAGAUGAUCGCGUACUCCCGCCGCGCCCUGACUUUCCCUGCCGACCGCCUUCCCGCCAUAUCCGCGCUCGCCUCGCGCAUGCAGGCCAAGUUCGACGCUCUCCUUCUGCCCUCAGGCCAGCACGAAUCCUACGUCGCCGGCCUCUGGGCCCGCGAUCUCCCAGGCGGCCUGCUCUGGUCCGUCCCCGUCUUCGACGCCGACCCGGCGCCCAGCUUUGCCGACUACUUGGCCCAACGCACCGAUCCUGAGCUGUUCGUCGCGCCGUCGUGGAGCUGGGCGUGUCAGGACGAGACGGCGUUUUUCUACGGGUACGGCGCGGACUUUGUGGCGCUGGGCACCGUCGAGCAUGUUGAGGUAAAGCCCGCUGGGCUGGAUGCGUUUGGGAGGGUUAGGGGCGGGGAGGUUGUGGUGGGCGGGUGGAUGGCGAGGGUGCCGUGGGGGUAUUUUGAGGUUAAUCAGGUCGAUAGGGAGGGGAUGAACUACGAAGCUGUGAGACGGGAUGGUGGGGUGAGGACGGGGCCGGGGGGGAUAACGUUGAUGGCGCCGGGGGGUGGAGAGGCGGAGGUGGAGUUUGAUUGGUGGGUGGAGGAUGAGAGGCAUGCGGAGUAUUGGCCGAGCGGGAGUUUCGUGGUUAUGAUUAUCGGGAUGAGCGUGUAUCCAGAGGAGUUGGUGCCGGCGAGCCCAGAGGAGGGGUGGGAAUUGUUUAGGAAGGCGGCGGAGGUGAAGGGGGAGCCGGGGGACCGGGUCGUCGUGCAGGAGGAUGGCGAGGUUGCGAGGUUUGACUCGAUUUUCGUCCUUGGGAUUGUGUUGCAUGAGACGGAAGAGCCUGGGGUGUAUUUAAGGGCGGGGUAUUUGAGGGGCUCUGCCUUUGAAGAUACGCUUGCGGAACUCAGAGAUGCGGAAUAUCGCACGGUUAAAAUUAUAUAA